AUGGUUCCAAGUGGAAAUACAGUGGUUGAGAUACUGCUCUUAUUGCUGAUGGAGAUAGAGAUGGAGACUGACCUUCUGUGCUAUGUUCCUGACAACCAUAAUCUCGAAGUUGGAAAUCUGCAUCAAUCCACAUUGCUCGGCACUAUGGGCAACUUUUCUGCUGUUUAUGCUAGUAGAUACUCUAGGGCGUGCGCGUCCUUCUCCGCCACCGCUGGAUCCGCUGCAACCCCCACCCCCUCCGCGAGGCCGCUCCUCCCUUAGGCCUCGUUACCGACGGGCCUCUCGAAGGCGGCGGAGUACGUUAUCUCGAAGGUGGACGAUUUGAUGAAAUGGGCCCGCCGCGGGUCCAUAUGGCCGAUGACCUUCGGGCUCGCCUGCUGCGCCGUGGAGAUUAUGCACACCGGGGCCUCGCUUUAUGACUUCGAUCGCUUCGGUGGAAUCUUCCGUCCCAGCCCUCGCCAGUCCGAUUGCAUGAUUGUCGCCGGAACGCUCACGAACAAGAUGGCACCUGCUCUUCUCAAGGUCUAUGACCAGAUGCCUGAGCCUCGAUGGGUGAUUUCCAUGGGCAGUUGUGCAAAUGGUGGGUAUUAUCAUUACUCGUAUUCUGUUGUACGCAGCUGUGACAGAAUUGUUCCCGUCGACAUCUAUGUUCCUGGAUGUCCUCCUACAGCCGAGGCUCUACUUUACGGCGUCCUCCGGCUCCAGAAGAAGAUCAACAGGCGCAAGGAUUUCCUUCUUUGGUGGACCAAGUAGAGGAGUCCAUAUUAUCAAUGGAUCGCUUCUAUGUAUGUGCUUGAUAAAAGCUACUAUGCUGAGACUCUCUCACUGUUUCUGUUUUGAAGGCAUCACAGAUAAUUUUCAUCCUGCUGUAUGUACUAAUAUCAUUUUAUGAAGCUAAAACCCU
Molecule: messenger RNA, 904 nt
Organism: Musa acuminata AAA Group (dessert banana)
Lineage: Eukaryota; Viridiplantae; Streptophyta; Magnoliopsida; Zingiberales; Musaceae
Biological process (GO): aerobic respiration; mitochondrial respiratory chain complex I assembly; electron transport coupled proton transport
Molecular function (GO): 4 iron, 4 sulfur cluster binding; NADH dehydrogenase (ubiquinone) activity; quinone binding
Source: RefSeq, a predicted model, not a curated record